Molecule: messenger RNA, 1094 nt
Organism: Manis pentadactyla (Chinese pangolin)
Lineage: Eukaryota; Metazoa; Chordata; Mammalia; Pholidota; Manidae
Gene: APIP
Product: APAF1 interacting protein
Exons: 7
Coding region: 147-875 (242 amino acids)
Cellular component (GO): cytoplasm
Molecular function (GO): metal ion binding; methylthioribulose 1-phosphate dehydratase activity
Source: RefSeq, a predicted model, not a curated record
CUCCUUGUCCGCCCCGCCUCCGAGUUGCCUUCAGCAGCGCCUGAUUGCAGCUGUGUCCUCGCCGUCCUCGCCGCGUUAACCGGGACGGAGUGCUGGGAGCAAAGCCGUGCGAAGGUUGGAAGUUGCGGGUUUCCUUGUUCCGCGCCAUGUCUGGCUAUCACGCUCCGGACGGAGACUGUUGCUCCCCGCGACGCCGCGCGCAGGACAAAGAACAUCCAAGAUACCUGAUCCCAGAGCUUUGCAAACAGUUUUACCAUUUGGGCUGGGUCACUGGGACUGGAGGAGGAAUUAGCCUGAAGCAUGGCAAUGAAAUCUACAUUGCUCCUUCAGGAGUGCAAAAGGAGCGGAUUCAGCCUGAAGACAUGUUUGUUUGUGACAUCCAUGAACAGGACAUAAGUGGACCUCCGCCAUUUAAGAAUCUAAAAAAAAGCCAGUGUACUCCUCUUUUUAUGAAUGCCUAUACAAUGAGAGGAGCAGGCGCAGUGAUUCAUACCCACUCUAAAGCUGCUGUCAUGGCCACCCUUCUCUUUCCAGGACGGGAGUUCAAAAUUACACAUCAAGAGAUGAUAAAAGGAAUAAGGAAAUGUACCUCGGGAGGGUACUACAGGUAUGACGAUAUGUUAGUGGUACCCAUUAUUGAGAAUACACCUGAGGAGAAAGACCUCAAAGAACGAAUGGCCAGUGCCAUGAAUGAAUAUCCAGACUCCUGUGCAGUACUAGUCAGACGUCAUGGAGUAUAUGUCUGGGGGAAAACGUGGGAGAACGCUAAAACCAUGUGUGAGUGUUAUGACUAUUUGUUCGAUAUUGCUGCAUCAAUGAAGAGAGUAGGACUGGAUCCUACACAGUUUCCAGUGGAAGAAAAUGGGAUUGUAUAAGCCAAAAGGAAGUUUAAUUAUGUACAGAGACACACCUCAAUUAUUACCUAAGUGAAACUUUGAAUUUUUUUUAAUGAGUUGAAAAUUUCCACAAUGCUAUUAAUUUGUCGCUAAAUACUGCAGAUGAUCACCCUGAAUCUCUUCUGACAUUGGAUGAUACUUGCUUGUAUUCUUGUAAUUUUAAGUGAUAAUGCACUUAAAUAAAAAUUUUAUAAUGAA